GGUGAUUUAAAGAAAUUUCAGUCCAGUGUGUUAUAAUGACCAACAUUAAAGUGUUGUAUGGGAUCUCAGUAAAGCUGUUCAACAGAAGUCAUCAGAACAGAAUUAUUUCACAACAGAACACAAUACAGAGAUUCUAGAAUUUACAGUUACAGAAGCAAUGCUGCAAUUUAGUUAUUCCUGCAUGAUAGUUGUAGUUUAAUGAUCAUAAAAAUGUUUAAGAAGUUUAAAAGCAGGGUUGGAGUCUGCCUGGAGAAUGGUCAUGAGCACAAAGAGAGACCUCGGUUUCCCAUGACCCCCGCAGAGGUGGUCAGGCAGUUUGGGGACAGGUUGACUCAUUCCAAUGUGAAAGAGAUGAGUUCCUACCGUGAGCUCUGGUACUUGGGUAAGGAAAUUGAUAGCUCCAAUCACCAUGAUAUAUCAAGUAACGACAACACGCAGGUCUCCAACAAUCACCUUGCGUACCGCUACGAGUUGUUGAAAAGGCUCGGAGAAGGAUCCUAUGGAACAGUUUAUAAGUGUCUGGAUCAUAAGACAAAUGAGAUGGUGGCUGUGAAGAUCAUUAAAAAAUUUAAAUCCUAUAGGCAAGAGGUGGAAAUCAUGGACUAUUUGAGGAAAAAGGACAGAAAUGGUUCCUACAACAUUGUGUUAAUGAAGAACAACUUUUUCUUCCGCAAACAACUCUGCAUCGUCUAUGAUCUCCUUGGGCCAUCUUUAAAUCAGCUAAAAAAACAUCGGAGAUUCAGCAGUGCUAAUCUGCAGCACAUUUGCAAAGAUAUUCUCAAGUGUUUGCGUUUGCUUGAGAAAGAGAAAAUUAUCCAUGGUGACCUGAAACCUGGGAACAUAGUGCUCGGAAAGAAUGGCAUCAAGGUGAUUGAUUUUGGAGGCAGCAGCUUUGAGAAGAAGAAAAAGUUCCCUGGGGCUGUCACUUAUACCUACAGCUCUCCAGAGGUGAUAUUGAAAAAUCCUUGUAGCACUGCUACUGACAUGUGGAGUCUGGGCUGUAUUCUGGCUGAGCUCCACAUUGGCCAGUAUAUUUUUUCUGGAGCAGAUGCUGAACAAAUAGCCCUCAUCAUGGAGGUGCUUGGAAAGCCUCCAGCUGAUUUUUUUAAGGACAAAAAUACCUGGAAUUAUUUCUAUGACGAUAAAGGACAAUGGAGGGAUUUCUAUGACGUAAACAACGUGCUGAUAAAGCCUGGUUCUAAGAAUCUUCAGAAAAUUCUGGGUACUGGUGAUCUUCAGUUCUUAGACUUUAUCCAACGCUGCCUAAGCUGGAACCCUGCGAAGCGCCUCACUCCAUCAGAGGCUAUGAAGCACCCGUGGCUUCAGAGUAAAAGUUAGAGGUGUAGCACCGGGAAAGGAGCCCUAAUGUAGUGCAGUUACCAAGCCUCUCAAGUUACCUUUAAGACCCUUGAGUAAUAAAGACAUGGCUUGGACAAACAAACUACUUAAUUUAUCUGUUUGAUUCAAAACCACAGAUAAUAAAAAAUAAAAACAAAUAACUUUCUCAAGUGGA
Molecule: messenger RNA, 1513 nt
Organism: Tachysurus fulvidraco (yellow catfish)
Lineage: Eukaryota; Metazoa; Chordata; Actinopteri; Siluriformes; Bagridae
Product: dual specificity tyrosine-phosphorylation-regulated kinase 4-like
Exons: 12
Coding region: 199-1338 (379 amino acids)
Biological process (GO): peptidyl-serine phosphorylation; peptidyl-threonine phosphorylation
Molecular function (GO): protein serine/threonine kinase activity; protein serine/threonine/tyrosine kinase activity; ATP binding
Source: RefSeq, a predicted model, not a curated record